AUGGCAAUCAAGGAAGUUGGACAUGUAAUCAGCUCAAUUGGAUUCCACACGAGUAAGUUGUCAAAUCUUGAAACUGCUGGAAUUCGCUGGUCAUGUCUUCCUUUUGAAAGUCCACCAUUAUCAUCAUAUCAACUCGUUAUGUCUUUGAAGCAAAGUUGUGAUCCUUCAUUGGCUGUGAAGAAAUGUUUUCUGUAUUGCUCUCCUUUUCCAAGAUCCACUAUUUUGGAUGGGGAAGAAAUUGUGCAGCUCUGGAUGGCGCAGUGCUUCUUAACCAUUCCCUAUCAUCAAUCUCAAUCUCAUAAAGAAAUGGAGGAGUUAGGCAAUGAUUACUUUGACCUCUUGAUACAACGUUACAUGCUUCAAGUGGUUGAAAUUGAAAAGGGCUCCAGAAGCAGUAGUAGCAGUAUUACGAGUUGCAAGAUGCACAAAGUUGUCCAUGAGUUUGCAUGUGGAUUAAUGGGAAACUUCUGUUUAGUCACAGGUGCACAUGAACGAAAUCAUGUCGCCUUGAGUAGUUCUACACAUGUAUUGUGGAUCAACAAGAAAAGGACAGGCCUAAGAUUCAAGGAAUCGCUUCCAAGGCUGCGGACUCGAAAUCUCGAGAAUUCGCAUUUUCCUAAUGGAUUGAUUAACAUACGGGUGAGUGAAACAACCAAAACAGCCAAUGGAUGCCAAAUACUGGAGUUAGGGCCAUUGCAAUCCCUGAAAGGUGAGUUAAAGAUUUACCAUCUAGAGAAUGUCAAAGAUGGUGAAGAAGCCUGGAAAGCCGACCAGUCCAGUAAAUCAGAGAUUCGAACGCUGAGGCUUCGUUGGGACGUUCCUUCAAAUAGAAAAGGACAAUCAAAUGAAUACAUAGUUAUGGAGCGUCUUCAUCCCAAUCCACGUUUGCAGCACUUGUCUAUCAUUAACUUUGAUGGCUCAAAGUUCCCUUCACGGAUAGUGCAAACGAGGGAAUCAUCACAACUCUUCCGUAACUUGGUGUCCAUCAAGCUUGGGAAUUGCAACAGGUGCACUCAGAUUCCACAACUAGGACACCUUCCUUCUCUGAAACAUAUGGAGUUAGGCCCUUUCCGAAUGAUCUUGACCAUUUCCCCUGGCUGUGUUCGACAUCCAGCAGCACCAACCAUUUUACCUCUCUGA
Oldenlandia corymbosa var. corymbosa is the source of this 1140-nucleotide messenger RNA. The record is from the annotation of a GenBank genome assembly. Lineage: Eukaryota; Viridiplantae; Streptophyta; Magnoliopsida; Gentianales; Rubiaceae.